Messenger RNA from Aspergillus neoniger CBS 115656, 1471 nucleotides. Its product is annotated as PaaI family thioesterase. The record is from RefSeq and is a predicted model, not a curated record. NCBI's taxonomy places the organism in Eukaryota, Fungi, Ascomycota, Eurotiomycetes, Eurotiales, Aspergillaceae. The coding region runs from base 448 to 1368 and encodes 306 amino acids. The transcript has 3 exons.
GUGAUUUCAGUUUCUCUCGCCAUCAGGACUACUGGGUACUAUCCCUCCCCUGACUCUUACAAUGGACAAUUGAGGAAGUUGCCAAAAGUCAAUUGCAGGGCCCCUUGCAAGAGCAGCCGAGGUUCCAACGCAGUGCCGCCCCGCCCGACGCCAAUCAACGGAGCCUCGACCGAUUUUCACGAUGCGGAAAUCCAUGGGACUUUCUCCUGGGAAAAGAACAGGGCGAGGGCAAUUUGAAUAUUUCUGCUGGAGCUGGUUUUGAAUGGCGCCGCAAAAGCAAAGCAAUAUCGAGGCUCUGCUGAUCUGAUCGAGGGGCUCCUUUGCGCUUUACCCCCCAAGUCCAUUCAUUCCAUUCGACUCUCCCUUUUCUGUUCUCCUAUAAAAAAAAACCUAAGAAACCCUCUCGUUCCAUCUCCAGUGUCAGAGAGAGAGUCCACAAUCGUCGCCAUGCCGCCGGUCCCAACAAUGCUAGGCUCCACUACCAUGGCCAGAGCUGUUGCUCAUGCUCUUCCUCUGUCGCGUUUGCCUCCCACCCAAUUUUCUGCUCUGUGCCGAGGCAUCUCCCUAUCCCAGCCUCUUGCACACAGAGUUUAUUCCACUGCUUCUGCAGAGGCCGCAUCCCUCCCCUCACAAACACCUCCGACUCGCUCCCGCUUUCGCCGCUUCGUCGGAUUCACCACUCUAGCAGUCGUCGCCUUCACUGCUGGCUUGACCUACCAAACCUCCAAAUCUGUGUCGCGCAUGAUGACGCUCAGUCUAGCUACCGAUGAGGAGACUCUCUCCGCCUUCGUCCCUCACGAUGAGUUCUCCAAGGAGGUCAACGACUAUAUCCGCAACCACCCUCUGGCCGUGUCCCUGCGCAACGAUCCUGCUUUCACCGAGUCCCGCCCACACAUGAAGAUACCGGAGAAGCUGCGCGCGCGCACUCUCACAGGCGGCACACUUGCUGGACCGGACAAGAUUGUGGCUCCUCCGCUAGUAUUCUGUGAAGAGGGCGGAAAGAGCUUGGUCUCGAUUUUCUACCUCGGACCCAACCUCUGCGGUCACCCGGGAAUUGUGCACGGUGGAUUGCUGGCCACAUUGCUGGAUGAGGCUAUGGGACGCUGCUGCUUUCCUGCUCUGCCGAAUAAUGUGGGUGUGACCGCCAACUUGAACUUGGAUUAUCGCAAACCCGCCAUGGCCGGCAACUAUGCCGUUUUGCGGGCGGAGACUGUCAAGGUCGAGGGUCGGAAAGCCUGGGUGGAAGGUCGCAUUGAGACUCUUCCCGAGGACGGAAAGGAACCGGUUGUGCUCGUGGAGGCCAAGGCCUUGUUUAUUGAGCCCAAGCAGGCCGCGGCAAUGUCGACUCUCUACAACAUGACCAAGUAAUUGGCACCCAUCUGAUUUCGAUUUGAUCUAUAAAUAUUGGAUACUUCUUGAGAGUCAUUGCGACUCGAACAUUUAACUGGCGUAUAGAUGGUUGGAAAGCUAC